CGUUAAAAUUGUUUUGAUAGGUACCUAUAUUUUUAUUUUACUUUCCUUCGUUUUCAUAGUGAAAAUUCCGUAUAAUAUUGAGAGCUCAUAUAUAUAAGAAUUGCCCUGACGAAUUAGUGUACUUAUAAAAGCCACUAUAAGAAAUUUUAUUAUGUCUAAUGUUAAAAAUACUGAAAAGCCCGGUGAUGGACUGCGUUCAAUGAAAUCGAGUACAGCAUUUAGAGUGAUUAAUUUUGAGCUGUAUGCAAAACCUAAUAUUGUGAUUAUGAGCAUAGGGCUCACAUGUUUUGGAAUGGCUUUAGGCUAUAUUGCAUACAUGAGGAAUAAAUAUGAAUCCAUGGGUUAUUAUGCUGCUGUAGACAAGGAUGGUAAAGAAGUAUUUGAGAAAAAGAAAUCAAAAUGGGACUAGUUAUUUUUCAAACUGUUGUUAUUUAUUAAAUGAUAAAUCCAAGACAAACAUUUCACAUAAGCUGAAGUUAUGAAACUAGUAUCUGUAUCAGACAAAAUAUGUUUGUAUUUUUAGAGAGUAGAUCUAAUUCAUAUAAAAGCAUAUGUUCUCAUUUGAAUUUAAUAAAACUUAGUCGUAAUAUAUGUUUGUUUUGCAUUAGCCAAUAUUUUCCUGUAACUUAUUACAGGUUACUUGUAAAUAAAUAUUAUAAGACAAUUGCU
Messenger RNA from Plodia interpunctella (Indianmeal moth), 669 nucleotides. RefSeq lists its product as uncharacterized. The transcript is spliced from 2 exons. The record is from RefSeq and is a predicted model, not a curated record. Bases 152 to 409 code for a protein of 85 amino acids. NCBI's taxonomy places the organism in Eukaryota, Metazoa, Arthropoda, Insecta, Lepidoptera, Pyralidae.